AUCUUUGGCUGUGGAUUUCAGGGAGAAUGGCCACUUUUCCGUUUCCCAGCUGUCAAAUUUGAGGCGUAUUUUUGAUUAAAAAACAACGAAACACUUUUUUUGGUUUAAAACGACCUAAAUUUUUGUAAUAAUGACCAGUCAUUAUCCGUGAACCGGAUAAAGAGUUUCCUUGCCGCCUUCCUCCGUUGCUAAGAAACCAUUUGGGUAAGUUGAAACGGACGUUAGCUGUCGUUGUUGCUCGCUUUGGCAGCCGGAGUUCAAAUUCUAAGACUUUACUCGUGAUUUUAAUUUUAUUAGAUUAAACAUAGGGGUGUUGGAGCUAUUUUGGGCUGAUAGUGUGCCUGCCAAAAUAACAUGUACGUGUAAAAGGGACAACAGGUACUCUAACGGUUAUUAAAGGCGUCGAGCGACCUUCAAAGUAAAAGUAACGGUUUUCAAAGGUUGGCUUUUUAUUGACUCGGUGUUGUCAUAAAAGUCUCGUUUCGUGUAUCCAAUAACGUAGCUUUCACCUCCUCUUUGUCGCGGUGUUUUACUCCUCUUUCUAAAGCGCCUGAAUAUGUCGUUUUACACAUACAUAUACAUAUAAACGCUAGAUGGCUUACGCACACUGUUAGCCAAUGGAGACCGGCGGCCAUUUUGCUACGGGACUCUCGCCCACUCAUAACAUUACAGUCUACGGUGAAUGUAGCAUUUAAAUAACCGUAGAUUGCUCAAUUUUAAACCAAUUUUCUAACGGUUUAGUUAUAUUCCUGCAAACUCAAGAAUAAUUUUAAUUAGCGGUGAAACAACUCAUGAUUCUACUUUUUUUUCUCUCAAAGAAAAGCAGCCGUUUCAAUAUAUCCAAGCAUCCUGACUCAUAGCCACGUUAUUAAGGUCUGUAAUAAAACCGUUUGUAAAUCUGUCAAUAUUUCAGAGAGUUAAGAGUAUUUUUAAUAAUGCAGAUUACUCAAUUUCCGUCAGCUUCCAAAGAGCGUACCAGAACGGAAUAUGGAGUAAGAUGGCCGCCGUAUGACUCAGCCUCGUCAUCUAGCCUUCCUUGUAGAUAUCUAUGGUUUCACAGUCAAAUUAGCAACCGACCUACUUUGCUUGAUUUUAUUUUGAAAAAUCCAACCGGAAGCAGUUUAUUCUCUAUUGCUAGUCUUGCUGGCUUCUCAGAGCAUCACAACAUUGUCCUACAGCUUUGUUCGAGGGACAGAAAGCGUCGCAUUUGUCUUCAAUGAAGGUAAAUAAACGGCUUUUCUUCGUUUUAAUGAACAUAGAGUCACAGUUUUGUAGUUUAAUUAGAUAAUUUUUACUCUCAGGAUGUAAAUUUUGUCACAUUCUCAGCGAGGCUCGUAAAUGUGUCAUCUGCAGGAGCACGCGUAGGUGAUUCUCCAUGAAACAGCACUUUCGGGACUUUCUCAUGAUAUUUUCAUGUAUCUUGUGGUACAUCGUGUACACUUACGCGCAUGUGGUUGAGAAUCAUGGGUUAUUGUGCCGGGGCCUGUUGUGUUUACAAACAGGUAUCAUGUCGGACACGAUCAUUUGCAUUGGAUUAGCAUUAUUGAAUCAGUCUUGUCUUAGAGCUUCGUCCUUAUUACACCGUCCUCUCUCUCUCUGUCUCUUCAUGAUCAGUCACCUUGAUUGAUACUCCGCCAAGACAAACCCUUCCGCCCCUCCCGGCUACAGGCCUCAUCCAUCCAUCCAAUCAUCCAUCCACCCAUCCAUCCACCGGCGUAUUCUUUUAUUUCACUGUCUUUAAAUCGCCAAAAUAAAAAUGCGAUUAUUAAAUUCGUGAUGAUACUUUUUGACAUAUCACGGCUCCUGUAUUCUGCACGGUUAUAGAAAGGAGUUUGGAUCUUGGUGCAUUGCAGUCGGUGUGUGAGGCGGACAGGAGGGGGGUUAGGGUGGAUGAAGGGAGAGAGCUAGACAGACAGAGGGGGAGCUGGUUGGGGUGAGGUGGGGGUGCUGGAGAGGAGGACAGGUGCGCCUCCUCCUCCUCCUCCAUCAAAGCAGGAGAGGAGGGAAAGUCACGAUGCUGCACAAAUGGCUGCUCUGUCCUCCUGCUCCUGCUGCUGCAUCGGUUUCAUUUACAGCCGUCGAUAUGGAGAGUCACAGUGCGCAUGCUCAGAGAGGAAAGCGCUGUUUACAGAGCCAGAUGUCUCUCCUUGGUAGAUCUAUGUAUAUCUAUGUACUGAGGACACAGCUUCAAGCUACAAUAAAGAUGAAUCCUGCUUGGUCUUCUGUAUUUUAGCCACAUCUAUGAAAAGUAGUCAUGUCUCAUUUGACAUGACUCAUAAUUUCUACUGUUUAUUCACUUUGUUCCUUACACAUAAUACUUAAAAUGAUCAAGUCAACUGGCAUUAGAUUUCAAGGCCUGUAAUAUGAGAGGUCAGCUGCUGACCAAUAGCUACAGUGGAUAUAAAAAGUCUAAACACCCCUGUUCAACUGCCAGGUUUACAUGAUGUAAGAAAAUGACAAGAUAAAUGUUUUCACAACUUCUUCCACCUUUAAUGUGACCUAUAACCUGUACAAUGUGAUUGAAAAACAAACAGGAAUCUUUAAGGGGAAAUAUAUAAAAUAGAAAAGUUAAAAUAACCUGGUUGCAUAAAUAUGAACACCCUUAAACUAAUACUUUGUUGCAGCACCUUUUGCUUUUAUUACAGCACUCGGUCUUAUUGGGUAGGAGUCUAUCAGCGUGGCACAUCUUGAUGUGGCAAUAUUUGCCGACUCUUCUUCGCAAAACCGCUCCAAAUCUGACAGAUUGCGAGGGCCUCUCCUCUGCACAGCCCUCUUCAGAUCACCCCACAAAUGUUCGAUGGGAUUCAGGUCUGGACUCUGGCUGGGUCAUUCCAAAGUCUCAAUCUUAUUCCGGUGAAGCCGUUCUUUUGUUGAUUUAGAUGUGCGCUUUGGGUCAUCGUCAUGCUGAAAGAUUAAGUCCCUCUUCAUCCUCAGCUUUCUAGCAGAAGGUCGAAGGUUUGGUGCCAACACUGACUGGUAUUUGGAACUGUUCAUAAGUUCCAGUUCCAGCUGAAGAAAAACAGCCCCAAAGCAUGAUGCUGCCACCACCAUGCUUCACUGUAGGUAUGGUGUUCUUUCGGUGAUGAGCAGUGUUGAUUUUGCACCAGAAAUACCUUUUGCAAUGAUGCCCAAGAAGUUCAACUUUUGGUUAAGCUUUGUAAGACAAGGCUUCCGUCUUGCCACCCUACCCCGUAGCCCAGACACGAAGAAGACAGCGGGAGAUUGUUGUCACAUGUUCUACACAGCCAGUACUUGCCUGAAAUUCCUACAGCUCCUUCAGUGUUGCUGUCGACCUCUUGGUAGCCUCCCUGACCAGUUUUCUUAUUGUCUUAUCAUCAAUUUUGGAUGGACACCCUGUUCUUGGUAAUGUCACCGUUGUGCCAUAUUUUCUCCACUUGAUGAUGAUGGUCUUUACUGUGUUCCAUGGUAUAUUUAAUUCCUUGGAAAUCAUUUUGUAGCCCUCACCUGACUGAUAUCUUUGAAUAAUGAGAUCCCUCUGAUGCUUUGGAAGCUCUCUGCGGACCAUGGCUUGUGCUGGAAGAUGUGUCUACAAAGAUGUCAGGAAAAGCCGACUAGAACAGCUGAACUUUAUUUACGGUUGAUCAGAGGCACUUUAACUGGUGACAGGUGUGUGCUGACUCCAAUUGAACCUGAGUUUGAAUGCUAUUGGUUAAAUCUGAACACAGCCACAUCCCCACUUAUUAAAGAGUGUGCGCACUUAUUCAACCUCAUGAUCUCCAGUAUUUCUCUUCCGUCACUUAACAGGAAGUAUAAAAUUGACAUAAUAGCAAAAGCACAAUACACUGACUGAUCAGAUCUUCCUGUGACGCUUGAUUCUGUCACCAUCACCUGACUCUGAAUCAGCGUCUCCUUGGAAACAGCAGGUCCAGUCUCAGUUUAAUUGGCUGAUCUGAUCACUGGAGGCUGCUGCUGCUGCGUCACUUUCAGGCUUAGAGGAAUCCUUUGUAAUCUGAAUGGGUUUAAACACACACCACUUUCCCACACUCGUGCGCCUUAUCUCCGUCAGACUAGCCUCACGACUUCAGGUUAGAUUAUCUUGAUUUUACAUAAUACACAGAAAAAGACGAUCUAAAGGGUUGACUUCUGCAGUAGUUUACUGCCUUUUUCUGAUGUAGACGCUCCAGCUGUACUGUUUUAAUCUUACUGAACAUCAUGUUUCCGUCUGCUUGAGGACUGAAAUGAAUUUUUAAUGUGAGGACAUGUUGUACAUGUAUCUGAAGAGGGUGAACAUCAUGGUAAUGUAGGGGUACUUAUUUAGCUAUUUUGAGUGCAGUCUUCUUUCAUGCUUAUAAUCACAGUAUAAAUGUGAUAUAUUGUGAUUAUUAAACAUGACUCAUGAGCGUGUACUCACCAAGGCCUCUCUCAUCGUCCCUUGGGUUUUCAGACACUCACUCCUGCUCCUCUCCCUGCUCUCCUCUCUUCAUGAUAUUUUUAGAGACCAACAUCAUAUCAUAAUAAUAUUUUCUAAACUCAUUGAAAUAAUAGAUUUAUCUAUGAUUGUUCUUUUUAGUUUAUUCUAUUUUAUUUUUUCUGUCUUUUAUUGAGCGAUAGGACGGUGUAGAGAUCAGGAAACUAGAGAGAGAGAGAGAGAGAGAGAGAGAGAGAGAGUAGGGACUGACAUGAAAGUCAAAGCCAGUCUGCUCCCUUUGAGGACUCUUGCCUCUGAUCCCUGAGUUCUCAUUUUUGGCUGCUGAGCUGAAAGCCAGCGCCCCACUUUGACCCACUUCUUCAUCAAGUAUCUCUUCACUGUCUCAGUCCUCAAUCCAUGUAUCAUCCAUCCAUUUACAGUUAUUCCAUUCAAUCUAGUAAACGAAAAAGGAAAAACGAGUCAAUAUUUUGUUUAUUUGUUUUUCUGUAUAACCAAAAAGUAAAAAAUUUGUGUUUGUUUUUGUAUUUUCAGCUCAAAACAGAACAUAUAAUAGAGAAGGAAACGAAAACUUUUGAGUGCGCCUGUUUUGAGCGUACGUGCAUGGAGGCUUCAUUGGCCCUUGAUCCUCAGCGACAGUUACCAUGGCGAAAGAUGCGACAGAGCGGCUCGAGCGCCAAAAUCUUGCGUUGAGCUCUGGUUGUAAUUUUUUCUACUGUCAUAUCGUCCUCCUUCAGCGUCCAUCUCCAUGACAACAGGUUAGCCUUUCUCUACCGCUCUGGCCUGGAGAUUUUGGUCCACGUUGUUGGCUACUUUGUUGCGAAAUGCAUAUGUGCGAACAGUAGAAAGGCACCGUGGGAAAUAUGGUCAUCAAUAACCUGAAAACAAAAAGUGGAUUUAUUAUUUUGUUUUGGUUUCCAUCUCUAUUAUAUAUUCUGUUUUGAGCUGAAAAUAGGAAAACAAACACAAAUCUUUUAUUUUUUGUUUAUAUAGAAAAACAAAUAAAAUAUUGACUCGUUUUUACAUUUACUAGAUUGAAUGGACGAAUAAUGCACGGACCAUCCUCUUCUAUCUCUCUCUCUCUCUCUCUCUCUCUCUCUCUCUCUCUUUCUGUCUCUCUCGCUCUCUCUGACCAGCUGAUGAAGGAUGGGUUAGUUCUUCACUGUGGAAAGGUCAAAUGUGACGCACGCUCAGCAGAAACUCCUCUGAUAAAAAUAGGACUCCUUUCUUCUCAUCCUCGUGUUUCUUCUUCUUUUCUCUCCGCUCAGUGUGUAUGAAACCAGGAAAUGUCCACUAUGGUGUAUCCACGCGAAGAAGCCCUCGAGCGACUGAGCCAGGAUGAGAUCGUCCUCAACACCAAGGCCGUCAUGCAGGGCCUGGAGACGCUGCGCGGGGAACACGCCCAGCUCCUCAACUCGCUGCUGGACUGCACGCAGCCUCCAGCGGCGCAGGAGAAGUCUGGGCUGCUACGCAAGAGUCUGGAGGCGAUCGAGCUGGGAUUAGGGGAGGCACAGGUCGGAGAUUGAGUCACGAAUUUAACACAACACAGAGUCCAUCUUCUACACUUUCACGUUAAAAAUAUGGUUUGUGUGUUUCCUGUUCCUCCAGGUGAUCAUCGCCCUGUCCAGCCACCUGAGCGCCGUGGAGUCCGAGAAGCAGAAGCUGCGCGCUCAGGUGCGCCGCCUCUGCCAGGAGAACCAGUGGCUGCGGGACGAGCUGGCGGGGACGCAGCACAAACUGCAGCGCAGCGAGCAGAGCGUGGCCCAGCUGGAGGAGGAGAAGAAGCACCUGGAGUUCAUGAACCAGAUCAAGAAGUUCGACGACGACGUCUCCCCGUCGGAGGAGAAGAGUCAGAGCUCCGGAGGAGGCGGCAGCGGGGGCGGAGGGAGCGGAGGAGACACCUCAAAGGACAGUCUGGAUGAUCUGUUCCCGAACGAUGAUGACCAGGGACCAGGUAUGAGACCUCAAACGGACCUCAGAUCUGCUCAGAUGAGAAAUGAGUUUUGACUUCCUGUCUUGCGUUUUGCAGCUCAGCCCAGCGGUGAGGUGGCCGCCCAGCAGGGAGGCUACGAGAUCCCAGCCCGCCUCAGGACGCUGCACAACCUGGUGAUCCAGUACGCCUCUCAGGGCAGGUACGAGGUGGCUGUGCCGCUCUGCAAACAAGCCCUGGAAGAUCUGGAGAAGACAUCCGGACACGACCACCCCGAUGUGGCCACCAUGCUCAACAUCCUGGCCCUGGUGUACAGGUAGAGGACAGAGAGGAGGAAGUCUCACUUGAAGCUGGAAUCAAAUCGAAGUUUAAAGGAUUUCAGAGUGCUGUGUUUCUGUUUUCGGUCCACAGGGAUCAGAACAAGUACAAAGAAGCGGCUCACCUCCUGAACGACGCUCUGGCCAUCAGAGAGAAGACUCUGGGGAAGGAUCAUCCAGCUGUGGCUGCGACCCUCAACAACCUGGCUGUUCUGUACGGGAAGAGGGGCAAAUACAAGGAGGCUGAACCGUUGUGCAAGAGAGCGCUGGAGAUCCGAGAGAAGGUAACAAACACACACAGAAACAAUAAAGAGCUCCUCUGUCUGAGUAACGUUGAGGUUAACCAUCAAACAAAUGUCCGCAGGUUCUGGGGAGGUACCACCCUGAUGUGGCCAAGCAGCUGAACAACCUGGCCCUGCUGUGUCAGAACCAGGGCAAGUACGACGAGGUGGAGUACUACUACAGACGGGCUCUGGAGAUCUACGAGUCCAAACUCGGAGCGGACGACCCCAACGUGGCCAAAACCAAAAACAACCUGGUGGGUUUCUGCACAUCUUGAGUCUAGAUUUCAGAUUUCACUCUUUGGUCACUGAAUCCCAACUUUUGAAGCUCUGAAGAGUUCUGUCAGGGGUAGCUUGUACAGGACAAAAUUGUCUACAGGGGGCGCCAGUAUCAACAUAAACCAAAAGUUCUUCAGGGUUAGGGUUGAGUUGUCCCCCUCUGGUCAUUACAGAAAAUUCAGGUUUAAGGCUUUAAAAUGUUGGUUCUACAUUUUAAUCUUGAGGUUUUAGUUUCACUUUAUGUAAUAAACAUUAAUUAAUAGUUAAUAAGACACGUAUAAGUGGAUAAUAAAUGUGAAUUAAAGCAUGUGGAAAACAUUUAUUAUUGUGUAUAAGACAGAAUCCACCUUUUAUUUUGGCGGUGUGGAGGGAAAGAGACCCAAAAUGACUAAUUCAGAAAAAGAGAGGUGCUCUACGUGGACUUAGACCCCAGACUACCUGAGAUCUGAGUCCCCGUCUUUCACUCUAAUCCAUCAUCAGAACCCUCUGUUAGGCAUGGAUCCACAUGUGACAAAGCUACUAUAACACUCAGGCCGGAUACUCAUUACGGGCCGGUCCAUUACGGACUGCUGUGGGGUGUCGCAGCUCAAGGAACAACAUUUAUUUAACCUUUUAUUCAUGGAAAUGCAAUCAGACUGAGAUGCGUCUGCAGUGCAAAAUGAUAAAUAUGAUGAUUAUGACUUCAAGGAAAUGAUCAUAAAUGUUCUUCCUUGAGCUGCGUCACCCCGCUGUAGUCUGUAAUGGACUGGCCUUAGGUGUCUGUACACACAAGCAGCUGCUGGAAGAGAGUAGGUGAGUUGUGUUUAGUCUCUUUGCUAAAGAAAUUAGGCAAAGUUAAAAAGAUGUUUGGUGGCUGGGACUCUAUAUGUCCUGUUGAUGAAGUUAGGUGCUGUUCUGAGCAUUAUUUGUGGCUAUAAAGUGGCGUUUUGGUUGAGGUUUGUUUAUGGCUCCUCAGACCGCUGUGUAUUGCUAGCGUGCGGUCGUUACUAAAGUUGGUAUAACUAGAGAAGCAAUUAAUUUUACGUCGGAAUAUCCCUUUAAGGACUUUGGUUUGUGGUUUGGAAACAUGAAUUUAAAGCUGUUCUCUCUCUCUCUCCUCAGGCGACGUGCUACCUGAAGCAGGGCAAGUUCAAAGACGCCGAGUCUCUGUACAAAGAGAUCCUGACCAGAGCGCACGAGAAGGAGUUUGGCUCUGUGAACAGUGAGUACAGCUGCUGCUUAACUCAACCGUCUAAAAACAAAGUCCUCCCCCUGGAGGCAGCAAUGUUUGUUUUUCUGGACCGGGGUUUGUCGCUCGGCCACACCCUAGACCCUGCAGCCAUUCUCGGUCCUCUCAGCAGGUCAGAGGAUUACUCUCAUGCUCUCGGGGUGUGUGUGUGUGUGGAGCAGCUUAAUGUCCACGUUCCCCUCCCGCUGGGGUUAAGCUCAUCAAACCCUCAUGUGUCACAUGUCCAGCACGAGGCGAAGCGACGGCAGGAAUUUGGCGCCGCAUAAUGUGAUGAAAUCCAACAUGGGGGGGGGUUUAGAAACCAAAAUCCCAAGCAGACUUUUUUUGUUUGUUUGCAGAUGACAACAAGCCAAUCUGGAUGCACGCAGAGGAGCGAGAGGAAAGCAAGGUCAGCCUAAACAGACAAAUGACAGAGAGCAGCAGACUGAACAAACACCAUCAGGGACAUUUUCAACAUAUUUGCUCUCUUCUCAUUUUCUCAUUGUUGCCCUCAGGGGAACCGCAAAGACUCCGGCCCUUAUGUGGAGUACGGGAGCUGGUACAAGGCCUGUAAGGUGGACAGGUGAGAGACACGUUUGACUGAAUCAGUAAAGUGAAAAUGUCCUGAAAAGUGAUUAUCUUCUAAAGUCAAAACCUCCUUUUCGUCCUGCAGCCCCACAGUGAACACCACCCUGAAGAGUCUGGGAGCUCUGUACCGCCGUCAGGGCAAACUGGAGGCCGCAGAGACUCUGGAGGAGUGCGCCAGCAAGACACGCAAACAGGUAACACACUCACGCACACACGCAUUCACACACUCACGCACUGGUGAAUUGCUGCAGUCAGAUUAGUUGUCUGCACUCUUAGGUCAGUUACGGAUUCUGGUUGGUUCUGUGUCUCACUCCCGCUGUGAUUUAAAGGCCUCACGCCAAACUGAUUUAGGAUCAGUGGUGAAGGUGAUGUGUGUAAAGAUCACUCUCUGUGUGUGAACGCUUUUUAAAGAGUUUAAAUUUACUCUCCGCUGACUUUAAUCGCCCUCCUCUACUCUCUCUUUACUUAUUCUCUCUCUCUUUUUCAGGGUAUUGAUGCCAUUAACCAGAGUAAGGUGGUGGAGCUGCUGAAGGACGGGGGAGCUGGAGGGGGCGACAGACGGCACAGCAGAGAGGGGAUCAACGGGCCGGGGGGACAGAGGGGGGAGAACGAGGGGGACGACUCUGCAGAGUGGAACGGGGUCAGUUUAUGGACACCAAAGUGCUAUAGUCUAUAGGAAUCAGACCUUAAAAUCAGCCCACUUAUCUGUACCGUGUGCCCUGAUUAAGUUUACAUGUUUUGUUUCUCCUUCCAGGACGGUAACGGGUCUCUGCGCCGCAGCGGCUCCUUCGGGAAGAUCCGUGACGCUCUGAGGAGGAGCAGUGAGAUGCUGGUGAAGAAGCUGCAGGGCAGUGGACCACAAGAACCCCGCAACCCCGGGUAAGAGGACAGUGAUGAUACGGCUGUCAGUCAAGAGUGGGGGUUCUAGGUUUUUAAUGUAUACUGGUAAACUAAAAUUAUAGUACAGUAACACACUUGAAAAGGUAAAAACAAGAGUUCAGAUAAAACUUUAUAAGUAUUUUAAAAUGUAGAGGGCAUGAAGUCAACCUUUCAUGUUCGUUGCUUCCUUGAUAAUUGAGUUUUAUCACAAUUAAUCAUGAUUAAUUAAAUAUCAUAAUUUACCUUAAUCGAUCAUGAUAAAUCAUUAUUACUAUUAAUCAUGAUCGCGAUUAAUCAUGAUAAAUCAUUAUUAACUGCAAUAAAUUGUGAUAACUCAUGAUAUAUCACGAUUAAUUUUGGUUAAUUGUGAUAAAAUCAUAAUUAACUAUGAUAAAUAAUUAUAAAACAGGAUUAAUUUGCUCAAUUAUAAUAAAUUAUGAUUUAUUGUGAUUAAGAAGGAUAACUAUGAAUCGCAAUUACUCAUGAUAAAUCAUGAUAAAUUGUGACAACUCAUAUGUUGUGAUUAAUCAUGAUUAAUCGUGAUAAUUCACGAUAAAUUGUGAUAAUGAUAUAUUGCGAUUUAUUCUGAUAAAUCAUGAUAAAUUAUGAUUAAUUGUCAUAACUAAUGAUAAACUGCGAUUAACUUUGAUUAAUUGCUAUAAUUCAUUAUAAUUUUUGAUAACUCAUGAUGUAUUGCAAUCAAUCAUGAUUAAUUGUGAUUAAUUGUGAUAAAUUGUGUUAACUCAUGAUAUAUCGCGAUUUAUCAUGAUUAAUCGCUAUAAAUCAUGAUUAAAAAAAUAUAUAAUUACUUUUUUUUUCUGAUUGUGUUUGUUUUCCAUAGAAUGAAGAGAGCGAGCUCCCUGAACUUCCUCAAUAAAAGCACUGAGGAGACCACACAGGUACUGAUGUUUAUCUGUCACAUGACGUUGGUCUGUCGUUGCACACCGACACUUUUUAACCUGUACUGGUCUUACUUUUAGGACGCCAACUCCGGAUUCUCAGACUGCCGGGGGCUGAGCGCCAGCAACGUGGACCUAUCCAGACGCAGCUCCCUGAUCGGCUAGACGGACGGGUAGGGGAGGCGUGACUCGGUGGGACAAAGAUGGAGGACAGGCUGUUUGCAACUUAGUUUGAUCAAACCAACACACCUAAAAGCUCGAAGUGAGAUCGAACACGUUCAUCACCUGCAGCUCAUUUUUUCAAGAACACUCAAACUAAAAGUUCCGAUCACUUAACACCAUCCUGAAGACGAUAGGUUUGCUGCUGCUGCUUCUUCUCCGCUGUACAAAGCGCCUCCCUCCAUCACAAUAGAAACUAUUUAGGUACACAUUAAUCAGCAUGCUGCUAACUAGAAAGAGGAAUGUCUGCACCUGAACGCCUCGUGAAUCUUGACUCCUAGCACAGUAGCAUCGUGUCCACGUCUCGACGAGUCCGUCUCUUAGAUCCUCUCUCACUCGUGCAGACACUCAAACUCGGUUUCAGCUUUCAGAGGAGCGUCUCACGCUGUAUAUUCCACCUGUAGCAUGAAGUAAUAGCUUAUGCUAACCACAUAUUGAGUCCAUAUCAUAGCCGGUUGAUUAACAGUAUCCGAGUUUAAAACCAGAACAUACGCUCACAGUCUUUGGGGGUUAAAACAGAUGUUAGCACUAACCAUUUAAACCUCACUUUUUGCCUUCUUGUUUUUAUGUAUAUACAGUUUUAAAUUAUUUCAUAUCUUCAUUCUUGUAUAUAGCGCACAUGUGUUUUUCUUUGUCUUUCUCUUUGGUUUACACUUAUCCGGGUAAUAGAAGGAGAAAGGAAAUGAAGGAAUGAGGAAAGGAAGGAAAGGAAACGUUGAAAAGAUCCGAACUGCUGAAAAGUUUAGUACCUCAGUCGUUAAAAUCCCUCAAUCUGAGUGUUAGAGCACUUUGUGUUAGCUUUUAACGUGCAGUCUACUGGCGAAUAUUUAAAUUAGAAAGAAUAUCAAACAAUGAAAAAGCCUCGUAAUCAUAAAAACGACCUUUUCCAAAUCGAAGGAAGUAAAACAAACACUUUUAUCAUCAGUUUCAGGUACUUUUUUUCCCACUUUUGCAAUGAAAAAUGUGCGAUUUCAGGAUUUUGCCGGGCAGUAAAAAUCCUGAGUGUAAUGAAGAAAAAUGCUGUGAAAGACGUAUUUAAAUAUGAUUUGUUUACAAUCGUUAAAACAGGAUAUUUCAGGCGUAAUCAAUCCUGUUUGUGAGAUAUCAAUAACUACCUUUAUCAUUCCUCUGUUUUAUCAUGUGUAUCACUGCGUAUUCAUCGGUCUAAAUCAAACAAUCCCAGAUAUCCGACUGAUGAUUUCGUCCUCUGUGAAUGUGAGUCUACUGAUGCUUUUAUUUUGAAGGGGAACUGCACGAUGAUCAUUUGAAUGUCGAUUUUUUUCUGUUUGUUUAAACUGGAUUUAUUUUUGUGUUGUUUUGUUUGCGAAUCAGGAGCUCAACUCCACCAAAACGAGACCAAUACAAAGAGGAGCGUCCGCAGAAUGUACACGUUACGUGCGAAAUCAGACCGAGCGAGAAAUACCGAAGAGUACUUACCUUUCUUUGCUUUCUUUGUGAGAUGUUAGAAAAACACAAGAAAGCCAGAGGAAAGGACGUACUCGGUUUGGUUUUAAAAACGGUUCGACAGAAGGGUGUUUUUAGAAGGCGAUGGUGCGUCCACACCAACCGCCACGAUGCCAAAAUCAUCUGUCGCCGCCGUUCUUAAAACCAACCGUUUCUACCCGAGUCUGAAAAAGUGCUAAUUCUUCUAUCAGCGUCUGAAUGUGCGAGAUGGUGAAGCGGUUUGAGACGGUGAAACGGUUACGGCGUGAAAGUUUCGAGGAAGUGAUCCAGAAAAGAAAAGAGUAGGGACGAUGUUUGCUGAAGGAAAUGUGCUUUAAGUGUCGUUUGCAGCAAAUAAUGUACAGAAUUAUACAACCUUUAUAUACGUCUGUGUAAACUGUGAGUCACUACAUGUAUAAGAGAGGCGGGAGAAUCUUUAGUUGUACACAAUCUUAAAACCAAUGUAGUGAAAAUGUAAGAAAAUCUCUCUUUUCCGAUUUUGAUUGUUGGAUCGUGAACACAACACGAUGUUGGUCAACCCUGAGUGAGUUUCUGCAAUUUCUCAAGCGGUAUGAACCACAAACUCCAUGAAUAUUUUCAAAAUAAAACAGCUAAGAGUAAAUUUAUGUGUUUUUCCUGCUAGGUUUUAGUCAAGAGAAACACUGAAAUAUUCAUGGAAAUCAAGAACGAUGGAGGUUUUGUAAGUUUGUGUGUGCGUAAUCAUCUAUUGCUGAUGAUCAGAUGGGUUUUAUUGUGAAAGGGCCACCAUGAUGGGAAAUUUGUGGACGAUUCAGUCAAAAUAAACACCACUUUUCAACCUGAUCCCGUGUCUCCUUCAUUUUCAUUUUCAGGAUCGCUCAAUUCAACAUUUUCCUGGAUCUUUGUGACGACUUUAGAGUACUGUGUGUAUUUGUGUGCGUGUGUAAUCAUCUACAGCUGAUGAUCAGAUGGGUUUUAUUGUGAAAGGGCCACCAUGAUGGGAAUUUUGUGGACGAUUCAGUCAAAAUAAACACCACUUUUCAACCUGA
Messenger RNA from Xyrichtys novacula (pearly razorfish), 13457 nucleotides. Lineage: Eukaryota; Metazoa; Chordata; Actinopteri; Labriformes; Labridae. The record is from the annotation of a GenBank genome assembly.